Electrophorus electricus (electric eel) is the source of this 2432-nucleotide messenger RNA. It is a transcript of the gene arg1, whose product is annotated as arginase 1. Lineage: Eukaryota; Metazoa; Chordata; Actinopteri; Gymnotiformes; Gymnotidae. Gene Ontology annotation, molecular function: manganese ion binding; arginase activity. The record is from RefSeq and is a predicted model, not a curated record. Gene Ontology annotation, cellular component: cytosol; cytoplasm; nucleus.
AUAUCGGAUGAAGUGGCCACCGUGGGGAAGGGGAAGGCUUGCGUUAGGGCGGCGCAAAAAAAAACUCGAACCGGCGUGCCGUAUCGUCACACGACGAGCUGCCCGUUAAAUGCGGACGGGUGUGACUCGAGUCCUCCUCGUGAUGAAGGGCUCCGGUGCUCUACACGGCGCUUUCAAGAUAUUCCGAAGAAAUCACCACUCCGUCGGGAUCAUCGGCGCGCCCUUCUCCAAAGGCCAGUCCAGAGAUGGUGUUCAACUGGGACCGGAUCUCAUUCGCGCAGCCGGAUUGGUGGAGAAACUUAAAGGACAAGGCUGCACAGUGAAGGAUUAUGGGAAUCUCACAUUCGAGGAGGUGGCCAAGGAUGAGACCACUGGGAGGGCGAAGAGGCCACGGGCUGUCGGCCAGGCAAACAAACAGCUCUCCGAAGCUGUGCGUAAGAUCAAGAAUGAGGGUCAUGCCUGCGUCAUGCUCGGGGGGGAUCACAGCUUAGCGAUCGGUUCGAUCCACGGACACGCAGCAUGUGGAACCCAGCUGAGUGUGGUGUGGGUCGAUGCCCACGCUGACAUCAACACCCCCCUGACGACUCCCACUGGUAACAUCCACGGGCAGCCUAUGUCUUAUCUCAUUCACGAGCUACGCUCUAAGAUUCCUGUUAUGCCAAACUUCUCAUGGUUAAAGCCAUGUAUAGCUGCAGAGGAUGUAGUGUACAUCGGCCUCAGAGAUGUAGACCCAGAAGAACAUUACAUCCUGAAGUAUCUUGGUAUCAAGACCUUCUCGAUGACAGAGGUGGAUUAUCUUGGAAUUGCCAAAGUUAUGGAACAGACGUGUGAUCACAUCUUUUCAAAAGUGAAGAAACCCAUCCACCUCAGUUACGACAUCGAUGCCCUGGACCCAUCUUUGGCUCCUGCCACUGGGACCCCAGUGGUGGGAGGUCUGACGUACAGAGAGGGCAUUUAUAUCACCGAGCACAUCUGUCAAACAGGGCUGCUCUCCGCCGUCGACAUGGUGGAAGUGAAUCCGAAGCGAGGCGGAACGGACAAUGGAGUCCGCUCAACAGUAGACGCAGCGGUGGAUCUCCUGCUGGGCUGCUUCGGACGAGUCCGUGAAGGCUCGCACUCGGCUGAUUACAAAAUUCCGGACCCCUGAGUGCAAAAGGUCUUCUCCUUUCUUAAGGGAAACCAGACUGCAACUGAUCUUUUUGUAUUUGUACGUUUCAUGAUUCAAAUAUCCCCAGGAGCAACAUGUAAUAAUGACAGCAAACCUUUUCAUUAAUGAUUUGGACAUGCAUUCAGUUUAUUUUGACUCCAUAGCUGCCUUCUUUAGACUCCUUCUUUGGUGUUCUGCACAAUAAAAGGCCACAAAGGGGCAAAAAGGUUUGAGCUGAUUUAUUUCUGUAGAAAAAAUAAUGUUCACAUUUACAAAAUAUAUGAUCAUAAAUCUUGGCACACAGCAAUGUACUGCAUGUUGGAAAAUGUAUUUAAAAAAACCACCACAGAACAGGUAAUGGGGGUUUCAACAAGGCCAAGAGGACGUAAGACACAUUUUAGGUGAAUCUACACUACAGAGUUAAAACCAAAGGUCUUAAAAUUGUUACUCUUAAAACCUCAAAGGACGUCUUUUUGCCAACAUUAUCUCUCCAAACCUACUGUGAAACCCUUGCAGUGCACUUUGAUUGACAGCGGAAUAAUUUGACGACCACUUGUGUACCUAAUGAUGCAUGAGAACUAGCAAGGGUCAUUUAGUAUAGCUCUGUGUGAAUGAGGUCAUGUUGACAGGUCAGGUGGUAUAGCUAUGGGAAAGGGGUCAGGUCCUUACUUUAUUUAACCCAAUGUUAGCAUUUGCACUACCUCCAUUUCCCUGAGAGAGGGAUCCAUAUGCGUCCUAUUCUUUUGCACCUCUACUGACGAGAGAUAUGGACCACAUCAUGUACUUUGGCUUCAAAUAUCGCUGUUGGACUGUUUGUCACUGUGUGAAUGGCCUUCAUGCUGAAAUUGGAUCUCAGUGUCCUGGCUUUCUAAAGGGGUGUGUGGGUGGGUGUGUGCAAGAAUGAGGCCGUGAGUGGUGGGUACAGAGCCUUGCGAGACCCACCACGUAGGCCCAUAAGCCUCGACUGUCGCGUCAGCGUUUCUGCAGGUUUAUCAUGACCUAGUCAUUACAUCACGCACAAACACACACACACACACACACACACACAACUGGCAAGGCACUGCUCCAGACUCAGUGCCAGCUGAUGUGAGCGGGUUCUGUGUGUUUUUGCGUGCAGGCCUGCUUUCCAAGGUCUGAGAGUUCUGUGGAAGUAUUAGGGAGCUGGGUGGAUUGGAGUGUGGUGAAGGGGACAUGCUUUCCCCUCUGCAGACGGACGCAGCUGUUGGGUGCUACAAUGAAAGGCACUAGCGGCAUUCACAAGCGCAACCACGUGCGCGCACGCACA